This is a messenger RNA of Lodderomyces beijingensis, 1329 nucleotides long. The record is from the annotation of a GenBank genome assembly. Lineage: Eukaryota; Fungi; Ascomycota; Pichiomycetes; Serinales; Debaryomycetaceae.
AUGAUUCGUGGUUCAGCAAUUUUGAAAAACGUCACCGCACGUCGAUUCAUUUCCUCCGGUAUCAAAUACACUUCGUUAUCCAACGGAGUCACCGUCGCCAGUGAGAUCAACACAGCAGCAACCCACUCGACCGUGGGGUUGUAUUUCGGUGCCGGUUCGAGAUCCGAACACCAAUACAGCAACGGAGUUUCCGCGUUGACCGCCAACAUCUUGGCGCACGCCCACAAUGUCGAAAGCGACGGGGUCUUGACCAGCGCCCACAACUCGAAAGAGGUCAAUGGUGUCGUUGCUGAGACCGCCCACGGCAACAUCGAGACCGCCGCCAAGUUGAUUGCGUCCAUCGCCACCAACGCCGAGCAGAUUGUCUCCCUGGCCGACAUCGAGAGUGCCAAGCACAAGUUGUACCAACAAGCAGCCUACGUCGAGAACGACCCCGAGUCCAAAGUGUUGAGCCACUUGGAAGCCAGCGCUUUCCAAGGCUACUCCUUGGCCUUGCCCACCUUGGGCACCACCGACAGCAUCCCCAACUUGGAAGCGCAGGACUCGUUGCGCCACUUGAGCAAGCAUUUUGUCAACAACAACCUCGUCAUUUCCGCCUCGGGCAACUUUGACCACGAGAGAUUGGUCGAUGUCGUUGAGGCCAACUUGAAGGUUGCCGAAGGCGCCAAGCCCGAGACCAAGCCCGCCAGUUUCUUGGGCUCGGAAGUUAGAAUGAGAGACGACACCAUGCCCAAGGCAUACAUCUCGAUUGCCGUCUCUGGAGAAAGCUUAGCUUCGCCCCACUACUUGACGGCGAAAGUCGCCGCUGCCAUAUUUGGCGAUUUCAACUUGCACUCCACCAAAGCCAAGUACACAUCGCCCAAGUUGGCCUCGAUUGUGCAGGAGUACAACAUUGUCGACUCCUACACCCACUUUUCGAAAUCAUGGUCUGACGCCGGCUUGUGGGGCUAUUACGCUGAGAUCUCCAACAGGUUCACCAUUGACGACUUUUGCCAUUUCUCCUUGAAGCAAUGGAACAGAUUGUCGAUCUCGAUCAGCGAGGCCGAAGUUGCGAGAGCCAAGGCGCAAGUCAAGGCCCAUUUGGCGGCGCAACAUGUCUCACCUGCGCAUAUCUCGAAGGAUAUUGCAAGAAACGUCUUGGCUGUCGGGUACCAGUUUAGCUUGAAGGAGCAAUUUGAUAAGAUUGACGCCAUCACGGUUAAGGAUGUGAAGGAGUGGGGUAAGAAUAAGGUGUGGGAUAGAGAUAUUGUUAUUUCUGGUACUGGUCUCAUUGAGGAUUUGUUGGACUACAAUAGAAAUAGAAACGAGAUGGCUAUGAUGAGAUGGUGA